CGGAGUACAAGAAUUAUCACAAUAGGUUUCGCAGUUCCCCGUCUGGACUCUGGAGAACCUGUUAGCGGAGGGACUGUCGUGUAGUGUGGACGUAGAUUAUCGGUACCCAGUCGACAGCCGACGGCAGCACGACACACCGUCCCUUCUCUUCUCGCUCUACUCAACAGCCUGCGCUGCACAACCCAUACCGCUCUGCCUCGAUAGCAUUCAUCAAAGUUUCGAACCGAGAAAACAGACGACACGACACAACACACGCAUUCGCACCUACACGGAAGUCCACAGAUGACAGAACGGAAGCCGGCCUGCUCGCCGCCGUCCAAGCUUCCCCGCCUCUCCGGCGCCCGCGUGGACGACGGGGAGGUGACCAUGGCGGCGCCCUCGCCGCUGGUUCUGGGACUGGGUCUCGGCGUGGGCGGCUACCGCAGCGACAGCGACAAGGAGGCGUCCGCGUCGUCGAGCCGGGACACGCGGCCGACGCCGAAGCCGACGCCGUCGCUCACCUUCAUGCAGCGGCAGGAGCUGGAGUGCCAGGUGCUCAUCUACCGCUACUUCGCCGCCAGCGCCCCCGUGCCGGUGCACCUCGUGCUCCCCAUCUGGAAGAGCCUCGCCUCCUCCUCUUCCUCCUCCUCCGGCCUCCAGAGGUUCCCAUCCCUGACGGGUCUGGGGAGGCUGUGCUUCGACCAGAGGAGCAGCGUGGAGCCGCAGCCCGGGCGGUGCCGGCGCACGGACGGCAAGAAGUGGAGGUGCUCGCGCGGCGUGGUGCCGGGGCUCAAGUACUGCGAGCGGCACGUGCACCGCGGCCGCGGCCGUUCAAGAAAGCCUGUGGAAGCGGCGGCCACCAAUGCCAUCCCGAUACGGGCAGUCCACGCCGAUGCCGGCGCGCAGGCCGCCGAUGCGCGCUCGCUCGCUCUGCCGCUGCCGCCGCCGCAGCAGCAGCGCUUCUCCUCCACAGGCGCCGGCGUCCUCGUCGUCCACGGCGCCGCCCGCGCCCCUCGAUGAUGAUCGCAUUCCAUGCAGUUCUUGAUGGUGGAUCUUUUGCUUGUUCGUUUUCUGGAACGGGAAAUCUCCAAGGCUUACGUGGGUGCCCUGUAAUCCGUUUUGUUCUUAACCUUGACCACGCCUCGGUGUUCUCUCGGGUCGUCAAAAAGUCUGAUGGCGUGCGUCCGCGCCUGCCACUCUGUGCCUGUGUGCAGUGUUACA
This is a messenger RNA of Brachypodium distachyon (stiff brome), 1200 nucleotides long. RefSeq names its product growth-regulating factor 12. Gene Ontology annotation, cellular component: nucleus. Lineage: Eukaryota; Viridiplantae; Streptophyta; Magnoliopsida; Poales; Poaceae. Bases 283 to 999 code for a protein of 238 amino acids. The record is from RefSeq and is a predicted model, not a curated record. The transcript is spliced from 3 exons. Gene Ontology annotation, molecular function: ATP binding. Gene Ontology annotation, biological process: DNA-templated transcription; developmental process; regulation of DNA-templated transcription.